UAGCUACUGGUAUUUCAGAAAUGAACGUGUUCCCGGAUGAUCCAGAAUUUGCUGACAUUAUAUUGAAAGCCGAGCAGGCAAUAGAAUGUGGAGUUUUCCCAGAAAGAAUUUCUCAAGGUUCAAGUGGAAGUUACUUUGUGAAGGACCCUAAGAGGAAAAUUAUCGGCGUGUUUAAGCCCAAAUCAGAAGAGCCUUAUGGUCAGCUGAAUCCAAAGUGGACCAAAUACGUGCACAAGGUCUGUUGCCCCUGCUGCUUCGGCCGUGGCUGCCUGAUCCCCAAUCAGGGCUACCUUUCAGAGGCUGGCGCCUCCCUUGUGGAUGAGAAGCUUCAUCUGGGCAUUGUACCUAAAACAAAGGUGGUUUGGCUUGUCAGCGAGACGUUUAACUACAGUGCAAUUGACCGUGCAAAAUCAAGAGGCAAAAAGUACGCUUUAGAAAAAGUGCCAAAAGUCGGCAGGAAGUUUCACCGGAUAGGCCUCCCUCCCAAGAUUGGUUCCUUCCAGUUAUUUGUUGAAGGUUACAAAGAAGCCGAAUAUUGGCUUAGGAAAUUUGAAGCUGAGCCUUUGCCUGAGAAUAUUAGAAAACAACUUCAAUCACAGUUUGAAAGAUUAGUUGUUUUGGAUUACAUCAUCAGAAAUACAGACAGGGGCAGUGAUAAUUGGCUAAUCAGAUACGAAAAGCAGAAGUGCGAGAAGGAGGCCGACCGUAAGGAAUCAAAAUGGAUUGAUGAUAAAGAGUUGCUUAUUAAAAUAGCCGCAAUUGAUAACGGUCUAGCAUUUCCUUUUAAACAUCCUGAUGAAUGGAGAGCAUAUCCGUUUCAUUGGGCUUGGCUUCCACAAGCAAAAGUUCCUUUUUCUGAAGAAAUAAAAAACUUGAUUCUCCCAUCUAUUUCUGACAUGAACUUCGUGCAAGAUUUAUGUGAAGAUCUUUAUGAACUCUUUAAGACGGACAAGGGGUUUGACAGAGCCACUUUCGAGAGUCAGAUGUCUGUGAUGCGGGGUCAGAUCUUAAACCUGACGCAGGCUCUGAGGGACGGGAAGAGCCCCGUGCAGCUGGUGCAGAUGCCCUGUGUGAUCGUGGAGCGCAGUCAGGGCGGAGGCCAGGGCCGGAUCGUGCACCUGGCCAACUCCUUCACCCAGACGGUGCACUGCAGGAAGCCGUUCUUCUCCUCCUGGUAGCAGGUGGAGGGGCGGGCGCCGCCCUACUGUGUGCGGGGACAUCGCAGGACGGAGGCCUGCCAUCAGAGCCCGGUCGCCACACCUCACAUAGUUCAUGUCCUGCGAAGGUGAUAUUUUGAAUGUAGUCCGAAGUUUACAGGGUUUUUUGGUCCAAAUAUUAAAAUUUCUAUUUCAGGGAAGAACGAAUAUAUCUCCUAAAUGGUAUUUUUGUAAAAAAAAGUGUGUUUUAUGUGGUCGUUGGUUUGAAAGGUAAUUUCAUGGUUUACACGUGCUGGAAUGACUGUAAUUACUCUGGAAUUCCAGGUGGAAAAAUAAGGUGUUUGUUGACUUCGUCUGCAGUAACUUUCUAUGUCCUCUUUAAACAUUGAGAAGAAUGUUUAUGUAAACUCUUCUUACCUUACAAACGGCCUUCGAGAGUGCCUAAGUCUGAAAUGUUCUUCUGGACUUUACUGGAGUAGUUAAUAGAAAAACAGGUAAAAUAAAGCAAUGUUGCCUUAAUUUUAAAAGCUGCUGUUUUAGAACUUGAAUAAGUACCUCUAUUAGGGACCACAAAAUUCUAUCUUGGUUAAGUAACAAUUGACCCAUUUCUUUUCUGUGCCAUAGAAUAUUUUUGGUGAAUUAUUUUGUUGUAGUGGGGAAAAAAAAUCUAAAGACACUCACCCUUUAAGAAAAACUGGGGGGAACUCAACCGAGACUUGAGGGGAAUAAUAUGAAAUUAAGAUAAAGUCCCCCAGUAUUUCAAAAUUCCACGAGUAUUAAAAAUUCCCUUUUGGUUCUUCCGUGGGAUCAAGUAGUUGAUCAGUUAGUAAGUACUUCAGGGUACUGGUCUUGUUUAAUUUAGUAUGUCAGUUAGUAUUAAAGUUAACAGCAGAAUCAUUUAUCUUUGAUUUUGAAGUUUAUUUUUUUACUGUGUUUUGAAUAUCACUGCGGCUGACGUUGGAAUUUGCAGCUCCGACUCACCAGGGGACGUCAGGGUGCGAGGCCGGUGUGCAGGCGUCAUUGCAGGGCAGGGAAGGUUGGCGCUGUGCUGCUCCGCGGGCCUCCUCAACACAGGCCAGCUGGGGCGGCUUGUGCCCUCGGCCUUUGGUUCUUUACGCUUACUGUCUCGUGGGUUUUCGUUUUCAUUUUUUGUUUUUUAAGCAUUUCUGUUGAAAGUAUUUCCUGAAGGUUGAUUAGGGUGUCAGACCUACAGGUCUCUCCCUGCACCUUUCUGGGGCCUUCACGGAGGGAGGAGUGAGAAGGUGGCUGCCCCGGGGAGCGGUGGGAGCCCGUGAUCCUGCCUCCCUGGGCCCUGAAUCAGCUCAGUUUUGAUAUAAUGGAAAAUGGACUGGAAAUUUCAAAUCGAACUUUGUCUUUAGGUAGAUACUCGUCAUUAACAUGUGCCUUUUGGGAAUGUGUUAUCAGAAAAGGAACUAAGUGGUUGCUGGGUGGGUACUGGUUUUCUAAAACAGUUUUUUCAGCACUUCGAGGAUUGCCAUAUUAAUUUUUAUAAUGGAAAACAAUAGAUUUGCUGCUGUUUUGUAUCUUAGAAUUAAAAUAGUAUGAACCCGUUCUCAAAGAAUCAGACCAUGCCGGAAAAGUAGAAAUACUCAAGAUAGAAUUACAGGUCAGAGUACGUUGGUUGGAUUUUGUAAACGUUCAUAAACUUCAUUCCUAUUUAAGUAUUGUGCUUUUUUUCCCCCCAUGAGUAUAUUUAUAGUAUCAAACAUGGUAAUAAAAUCUUUGACUUAAGGUUCAA
Tupaia belangeri chinensis (Chinese tree shrew) is the source of this 2916-nucleotide messenger RNA. RefSeq names its product phosphatidylinositol 4-kinase type 2 beta (gene PI4K2B). Gene Ontology annotation, molecular function: 1-phosphatidylinositol 4-kinase activity. Gene Ontology annotation, cellular component: trans-Golgi network; plasma membrane; endosome. Gene Ontology annotation, biological process: endosome organization; phosphatidylinositol phosphate biosynthetic process; Golgi organization. NCBI's taxonomy places the organism in Eukaryota, Metazoa, Chordata, Mammalia, Scandentia, Tupaiidae. The record is from RefSeq and is a predicted model, not a curated record.